Colletotrichum lupini is the source of this 6588-nucleotide messenger RNA. Its product is annotated as glycosyl hydrolase family 3 N terminal domain-containing protein. Lineage: Eukaryota; Fungi; Ascomycota; Sordariomycetes; Glomerellales; Glomerellaceae. The coding region runs from base 1 to 6588 and encodes 2195 amino acids. The transcript has 27 exons. The record is from RefSeq and is a predicted model, not a curated record. Gene Ontology annotation, biological process: glucan catabolic process. Gene Ontology annotation, molecular function: beta-glucosidase activity.
AUGCGAAGCCAAGGUGAGCCAGGGGAGGAUGAGGAUGACAGGACAGGAUGGGAUGGUGUAGGCGACGAGGAUGAUGUCGCGAUAAGGUUGGAGCUUCGGUCAGGUGUGUUAUCCUUAUCGGACCUGGCUUAUCUCAUCCGCGCACCACCCCCGAGAGUGCCUGCCACCUGCACUGUGAGGACCUCUUUGGCUGCUGCUGCUGCGUUGCUGUUGGCCGUUUGCGGUGCAGCCUUAUGUCGCACAGGCCACCAGAGCGGAGACUCCCCCUGGAGCCACAGUCGAAUGGCGGCGAUGAUUGGCUGUGACUCACUUUUAUGGGUCUUUCUGCCUGGGAAGCUCCCAGUAGCUCCUUCUCCAACACUCUUCAGCGCCAUUCCAGCAGGAGCGAUCCAGAUGAUCUCACACCUCCCCAGGCGCUUGACCAUCGCUGCGUCCGGAAAAUAUCUGGCAAUCUGGAAUAUCCACUGCUCACCUUUGAAUGUCACCAAUGUCACCUUGCUCACCUUGACUUAUCCAUUCCCAUGUUCACCUUGGAACCAAAUCAACGUCACAGUGGUUCAUCCUCCCACCACGGCUCAACGUUCUAGAACAGCUAGAAACGGGGCUUCCAACGUAAAGCCAUCAAAGACGAAGACCGAAGCUGACGUCGCCAGCUCCGAGCUCUACGGAAAUCUCGAAGCUCCCGUCAUGCCGAUCACUUUCUUGACUCUGGCAGCUGUGGAGAAUGAUCCAAUGGCCUGCUUCAAUCUUCGGCAGCUACCCGGCGUCGCUCCAUGGCACACCAUCCUUUGCGGACAAAGGCUCGAACCUAAUGCGGCCUUGAGAAUUCUCGGCGAAACUGACGAAAUUGACUCUCUUUCGACCAACGGCCACCAGCACGAUGCUCACCUCAUCGUCAGCACGAUAAUAUCAGGCACAGACUUGAGGCGAGUGGUUCAUCCAGCCACAUGUGGCUCGGCCUCAGCACCUUCGGACUGCGCCAUCCCCGGCCGGCCCCCUGGUUUGAGACAGGCACAUCCCAGUGAUGACUCGCCUUCCAUGAGCCGCUCAUGCGACAUCGAUCUGUAUGCCGCGCGAUCUGUCGGGCACUCGAUGUUCUCCAUGGCCCCGAAAUCACCGACUCCGUCCAUUUCGCACCUCAUCUCGUCUUAUCCGAUCUUGUCCAUCCUCGCGGAAUAUGUUUCAGCCUUGGACCUUCUUCACAUAGCUCAGACGAACCGUAACCACCACGCCCACAUCCUCGGUUCCCGUACAAUAUUCGAGAAGCUGAAAAGCCUCUGUCUCUGCGAUGGCCGCGGCUUAGUGCAACGCCAAAACUUUAGCGGACGCUACUGUCCAAACUACUGGACUCUUCUCUGCGGCCUCCCUCCCAUGGUUGUCGGGGACGAGGAAAUCGAAGUCAAGCUGUACAACAUCAAAUGCGACGAGGCUGGAGCUCUGCCCUGCCGGAGAUGUGGUAUCAACGUCUGUGAGGAGUGCAGGUACUACGAUCGGCUUCUGUGCGUGGAGGAAAGCUAUGUCGAGCCGCGCUACAACUGGCGCCCUCUCAACAUCAUGUGUCUUUGCCGCGAUUGUGACUUCCAGCUCGAAGGUGAUAAUCGGAAGCUACAACUCAGCGACACAUGCGAUUGCAACCUAUGUCUAAGGUGGCUCUGUACCAAAUGUGAAGACGCGCAGAGAAAAGAGACCACAGCGUAUUACGACACGCGAACUCAGGAAGCGUCGGGCCAAAACAAUGUGCUCAACCAACCAGAGGAAUGGGGUCCCGAUGAAGCCUCAGAGACCAAGCAACUCGAGAUAUAUGGCAAAUGGCGCAAUUUCUAUUGCCCUUGCGGUGCCGGCGUUGCGCAAGAGACCGUCCCAAGAUGCACUUGGUGCAAGCGCCGUGUCAAGACCCAGGACGAAUGGUUAGAUGAAAGAAAUCAGCUUGCCCGACUUGAUAAACCGGGGGGUUCGUUCUAUAACCCGGAUCACCCACCCUUCGUCAUGGACACCAGCUAUAACUAUCCUACUCCCUACCCGAGGCUGGGGUACAUUCGGCCUGGGGACGAUGUCCCACAAUUAUGUCCGACGUCGUGUGUGGCCGCCCUCCCGUCAUCGGUGGUAAUCCAUGGCAUAGUACCGACAGGCAUGACCCGGGAGAUAUUACUCCAGAAUUCAUACACCACGCCACUCGGACGAACCAACAGGGGAUCACAAUCACGUUCUCACAACCGGUGUUUUCCCGAUGGCUGCCACCCCACCGCGUUCAUCGACGAUGAUGGAGGAGUAGUAGCUUUCCGUCCCAGGACUCCAACCAGUCCAGAAGUGGAAUUCGACCAGUCCCAAUCUUACGACGUUCCCCGCAUUCUCCCACAUGCCGGCAUCGCAUCGCGCUGGAGAUGCGGAGGUGACAUGGGAAUACUCUCCGGUAUUGCUACCUAUAAUACCUGCCAUCUAAAACAACCCCGGUCGUUCCAUUCUCCAUUCUCCAUUCCCCACGAUUUCCCCGCGCGCCGAAGAAAAUACCGCCGAAGAGCCUCCAGGCUGCAUGGAAUAUCUCCAGACGAACUACUCCCACCAACGGCCAUCCACACCGUUCUCCCCCGCACCGUUGAGAAAUGGCACCAACAACGUGGACCGACAUGGAGUUUUCCCCGACUUGGGGAGACAUGGGGUUUCCUCACAGACUACCACCGUAAAAAGCUUGCCCAAGUGGCCGGCGUCGCAUCGUUGAUGAGAUCAUCAUUGCGCCUUUGGACUCCUGGAAGACGGAUUCCGAGUGGAGGGAGAAGGGCCGACGGCGUGCACAGUACUGCGCAGCGGUGCCGGGGACUAGAUGUCGGCCGUCGACUCAUCUCAGUCCGAGGAGAAGUUGGAAAGAUGACGCGGGAAAAGGCACGACAAGAGGGGAAGUUCUUAAGUGAGAGUCUGCAAGCUCAAGCUGUGCUCUUCAAUUGGGUCCUCAACAUGGUCAACAACUUGAUUUCGACGUUGGCGACGGCCCUUGCUGGCCUCACGCUCUGCGCUGCUCAAGAUAGCUAUACCAAUGAUACAGAUCCUUACUAUGGCCAAAGUCCAGCCGUCUACCCCACGCCCGUGGGAAAUGGAACGACCAAUGAGAAAUGGGCCACAGCGUACCAGCGCGCAAAGUCCCUCGCCGCUCAGAUGACCGUCGAGGAACUCGCAAACUUCACCCAUGGCUGGGAUGGCCUCUGCACCGGCAACACAGGCUCCGUUCCUCGUCUCGGCAUCGAGCCCAUCUGCCUCCAAGACGGCCCGGAUGGCGUCCGCGCGCAGGAAUUUGUCUCGGCGUUCCCCUCCGGCAUCCACCUCGGUGCGACAUGGGACAAGAACCUCUCGUAUGCCUACGGCGAGGCCCUGGGCGCCGAGUUCCGCGGUAAGGGUAUCAAUGUCGGCCUUGGACCCGUCGGCGGACCCCUGGGUCGUAUCGCGCGCGGCGGCAGAAACUGGGAGGGUCUGAGUAAUGAUCCGUACCUGUCAUCUGUUGGCGUCGGUGGUAUUACCAAGGGAAUGCAGGAUGCUGGAACCAUUGCGUGCCCGAAGCACUGGAUUCUCAACGAGCAGGAGUACCGCCGGAACCCGAGUGUUGAAGAAGGCGAGGCCGGAUCUUCCAAUGUUGAUGAUAGGACGUUGCAUGAGCUUUAUGUUUUCCCGUUCAUGGAUGCUUUGAAGGAGGGCGCUGCGUCGGUCAUGUGUUCUUACAAUCGCGCCAACAACUCGUAUGGAUGCCAAAACUCCAAGUUGCUCAAUGGAGUCCUCAAGACGGAGCUCGGGUUUGAAGGGUUCGUUGUCAGCGACUGGGGCGCACAACACGCCGGCGUGGCAACCGCAAACGCAGGUCUCGACUUGGUCAUGCCAAACGAAGCCUUCUGGGGCGCAUCCCUCGUCGAGGCAGUCAACAACGGCAGUGUCACCCGUGAACGCGUCGAGGACAUGACGACAAGAAUCCUUGCGGCGUGGUACUACAUCGGCCAGGACAGCGACGACUACCCAGCCGUCGGAGCCUACUCGAACCUCCAGAAGCACACGCCCGUCGAUGUGCAGAACGGGCACAAGGCGAUCAUUCGUGAGAUUGGCGCCGCCGGCACCGUGCUGGUGAAGAACGUCAAUGGCACGUUGCCGUUCAAGAACCCCAAGUUCUUGACGGUGUACGGCUACGAUGCUAGCUUGCCUCCCACGCCAUGGGGCAGCACGAGUUAUGGCCCGUCAUGGGGUACUGUACUGGCGGAUACCUUCAACGGGACGUUGCUUUCUGGUGGCGGCUCCGGGACGACGACGCCGCCAUAUGUCAUUACUCCUUUCCAGGCCAUCCAGGACCGUGUUAUCGCGGACGGCGGAGUGGUUAAGUGGGAUUUUUACUCUGAGAACCCGCAGCCCAACUACGUCAACUCGGAGGCAUGUCUGGUCUUUAUCAACGCGUGGGCCUCAGAGGGAUACGACCGACCAAGCCUGACGGACGAGUUUAGCGAUAACUUGGUCAACAACGUCGCGGCCAACUGCUCCAACACGAUUGUCGUGUUGCACUCUGCCGGAACCCGCGUUGUCGAAGCCUGGGCAGACCAUCCCAACGUGACAGCAAUCCUCUUUGCCGGCUUACCCGGCCAGGAAUCGGGCAACUCCCUCGUCGACAUCCUCUACGGCGACGUCAACCCCAGCGGCAGACUCCCUUACACCGUCGCCCGCGCCGAGUCAGACUACGGUAACCUCCUCAACUCGACUGUCGAAGCGGGCCCGUUCCCGCAGGAUGAUUUCACGGAGGGUCUGUUCAUCGAUUACCGCGCCUUUGACCGCGACGGGAUCUCGCCCCGGUACGAGUUCGGCUUCGGGCUAUCGUAUACUACCUUUGGCUACUCUUCCCUCUCCGCGAGUCCCGCGUCGGGCGUGAGCGCCGGUAUCCCGGAUCCGAGCGUCGCGAUUAUUCAGGGCGGACACCCCGCCCUCUGGGAGGAUGUCGUCUCCGUGAGCGUGACGGUCCAGAAUACGGGCGGCGUGGGCGGCCAUGAGGUCGCGCAGCUGUAUGUUGGUAUUCCCGUAGAGGGCACGCCCGCGAAGCAGUUGAGGGGCUUCGAGAGGGUGUAUGUCGAGGCGGGCGGAAGCGCGACGGUGGAGUUUGCGCUAACGAGGCGGGAUUUGAGCUUUUGGGAUGUGAGUGCACAGCAGUGGCGGUUGAGUGAGGGUGAGUAUGGGGUUUGGGUUGGGGCUAGCAGUCGGGAUUUGAGGCUCGAGGUAGUUGUAAUGAUGAUGAUGAUAAUCAACUCGGAGUCACGGAAUCGCAGGUCUUCCCCGAAACGCUUCAUUCGAAGUCUACACCUGCGCGUCCAACUGGACACCACCAACCGUGCGAUUGCACACCUUUCUGAGAGAUUCCAAAACAAAAUGAAGGAAACUACUCCAUACGUUGAAAAGAAUCAAAAAUGGGAGGGGCAUAAGAUCAUUCAUGGAAAAUGCAAAAAGUUAACCAGCGUGAUGCAUCCGCCGGUAAUCGAAACCGGAUGCUGGUCGUUGAGUAAUCUGAGCUCUAGUUCAUUGUUGAAGGCGGCCAAUCAGAGAGCCGUAUUCAGAGAGCUCCCAUUUCCUUCCCUUCCGGCUCCAACGAGCGAACGAACUCCCCGGAGGGUUUGUUCCUCCAACCAGCCAAACGUCGUAGCCAAAACAUCAAGUCUUCCCGAGUCAACAGCACAGCCGGCGGCGAAAAAAAAUGCACUUGUGCUGCACGACUUGGGCUUCGGCGUAUUAAGCUUAUUCACGACUCCGCUCCACGAACCCUCCCCAUCGCUCUACCUUACCUCUAGCUUGAUUCGCCAACCAUGUCGUCUCGAAGAGGCAGCGCAGACUGAGAUCCGAGGCUGGCAAGUCAGUGCGAACGUGCGAGGUCGCGACAACGUGGCUGGGACUGGGGAGCCGGUCGAUCUUUGUCCGAACUCUAUGGGUACCACGUCAACGAGCAAGGACUGUCGAUCUUUCGAGGAGCGAUUCAUUGCUUUCGCACGUGAACAGCAAGAUAUUCGCAAACUUCGCUGCAGCGAUUUUUCCCAUCCUUGUCGUCUUCUCGAGUCCGUUGGGGUCUCGGGGUAUUCCAUUUGCUGCUCAACAACAAAUCCAAAAUCACAAUGUGGCCCCAACUCCAUUAUCGCCCGAAUUGACUUGCGGAAAAUGAGCCGCUUAGCCUCCCACCGGCUCAAGAAUUACUCCUACGCCAUCUCCGUCAUGUUGAGUCGCCCGCCCGCUGUCAUCUCAGUCUUGCAUGAGAUCCCGAACCACCCCUCUCUCGACGGAGCACAUUCACGGCCGAGAUCAACCAAACCCGCAGAGCAGACUACGGAGUACAUAACUGCACGCUCGCGGCGGAGGUCUCGGCAGAUUGCUAGAGCACUGCUGUAUGCGACAAUGAUCGUCAUCGCAGCCACUUCCGAAAAUCCAAGGGGGCAAAACAACAACCGCAAAUCGUUUUGCGUAGCCUGCGAGCAUUCGGACGACAGGGAUCCAAAAAUGAUCUGUGUUGCUCAACACGAGCGCAGCCCCGAAGUAACCCAACAUCGACAACUUCUCGAUCCGAUAUUCUUCUUCCAGAUGGACCAAUUUUGA